AUGAGCAAACGUGCCGCCAAAAGUGCCAGCAGUGCACGCGCAGCUUCUACCUUUGGUGCAUCCACAUUCGGCUCCUCGCCAGCCACCGCAACCUUUGCCGUCGCAUCAUCACAACUGUCCUACGUCUCGGAGCCGCCGGACUUCUCCGCCAUCUCAGAUCCCAAUGUCGUGGUGUACUUCCGGAACCUCUCCAAGAAAGACAGCACAACCAAGGCAAAAGCGCUCGAGGACAUACAGGCAUAUGUCGCGAAGGAGUCGGCAGUAGAGGAAGGGCUGCUCGAAGCAUGGGUGGCCUCGAUUGACAACGCCAAAGCCGUGCGCCAGAAUGCGCACCACCUGCACGGCCAGAUCGCCGCCUGGGCCGGCAAGCGCAUCGCCAAACACAUGCCCCAGAGCGUCGCGGCGUGGUUAUGCGGUCUCUACGACAGCGACCGGUCCGUGGUGGAAGCUACCCAGAGCUCGCUGCGGCAGGUCUUCAACACGCCCGAGAAGAUCCAGAACAUACGCAAGGCAUACCAGCAGCCCAUCUUGGAGUACUGCAGGGACGCCAUCGACAAGGAAAGCACCGCCACGCUGAGCGACGAGCGGAACGUGACCCCCGACGACGCAGAGGCAAAGUACAGCCGCGUCAUAUCGGCCUGCAUAUCGCUGCUGGGCAGCUUGCUGUCGAAUCUACCGCGUGAGGAGCUGUCCAAGUAUCAGACCGACUACGAGGCAUUACUGGGAGACAAGAAGCUCUGGGAGUUUGCAUCCUCGAAAGACGCUUCGAUACGGCGGUCACUGCACCGCUUCCUGAAGACGUGUGUAGCCAAGGAGCCCGAGGCUGUCAAGGCCAACCUCGAGACCAUCAGCAAGUCGUACCUCUCUGUCGCCCUCAACUCCGACCAGACCAAUUCGGCAUUUGAGUACAUCGACGCCCUAACAGCCCUGACGUCGGAUCAUCCCACCGCGUGGACCGAACACUACACAAGUAAGACAGCAGUAGACCGACGCCUGCGUCAAUUCUUGAAGAAAGGAUCGCAGUCAGGACCUCGCGACUACUGGGCACGGCUGACUGCUCUGUUCCACGCCAUUCCCAGCGAUGUGCUGCCUCGCAAUGCCGCAGAUUCCGCUGAGCUUCUGGGCGCUCUACAGGGUGGAAUGAUCAAGAAGGACGAGCCCAAGCACAACUAUGAAGUCGCAUUCGGAACUUACCUCGAUGUUGUUGCGCUUCUUAACGCUCGCCUUGACAACGAGGACAAGAAGAAGCUGCUGGAUGAGAUGGUACUGCCGCUGUUGACACAAUAUCUCCAGCCAUCGGUGGAAACGUCGCAGUGGUCACUCCCAUCAAGCGCCAUAUCAGUGCUUGCCAAAGCCGCCCGAAUCGAUGGCAUGGCGGCUGCACUAGCUGAACAGUGGCCAACGUACACGAAGCAGCUUGUUGAUGCGAUCAAAACCUCGGCCCCAGAGCAAUCAAAAGACUACGAAAAGUCACAAGUAGCCGUAGGUCGGCAUGCAACACGACUCGCCACCCUCCAAGAACAAGCCCUCAAGCACGAAGCUUUUGCGCCUGUGCAAACCGUCUUCGCACACGCGUCUGCAAAUGUGGUCACUGAGGCACUGAGCGUAAUCAAGAGUCGAAACGGCAAGCCAUACGGGGCCGCUGAAGCCAUCGCGGCGAUCCUCAAGCGUAACAGCGCCAUCCUAGCCAGCACCGAAACUCAACAAGAGCUCGAACUGUUUCUCCAUUUCCCCGAGAUGUGGAGCAGCACGCUCAAAACCAUCCUGCAAGAGCCCGAGUCAUCAGCCAGGACGAAGGCUUUGGAGGCAAUUCUUACUUCUCCAAGGAUACCAGCCUCGUUCGACCUCGCUUCGCGUGAUUCCGAACUUCAAACUUUCGUCAAGAGCAGCGUGCGCGAGUCUGUAGAAAGCUCUGGGGAGUGGGAUUCGUUCAGUCGUAUCUUGCAAUCACCUGCCAAAAUUAUUGCAUCCGACACUACCGACGACAUCCUUUCCUACCUCACACAGUCAUUGACUAUAUCGCAACAGGCACCCUAUUCCCUGCAAGUUCUACGUCACAUUGUGCGAUCAAACCCGUCCAUGCUACGAGAGUUCGUCGGUACUCCCAAAGGCUCCAAGCUUCUUCAGGGCUUGCUCCUUGCUUCCGAGUCUCCUAGCGACGAGAUCGCACAAAGCGCCUUAGCUGUGAAUGCUUCUAUCCAGACGAUGCUUGCCUCCGGUUCAGACAGCAAGCAGUCGAUGUUCGAGCUUAUCCAGCAAGGCCUUCGAGAGGCAACACCCACUUCUGUGUCCGUUGAAACACUUGUUGAUCUUGCUAAGCAGUGCAUCACCGCUGGCCAAGAAUGGGAUGUCCUGAAAAAUGUACUUCCGGUCGUGCACGAUUGGGAGAUAUCUUUGGCUCCGUUCCUAGAUUCUCCACCGAGACCAUCGCUGGCCAUUACGAACCCUCUAGGUGGCGCGGUGUAUCUUGUAGAUCAAACAGCUUCUUCAACCUUACCCAAGGUCCCUCGCGACGCCGAUGGCUACUCUGCUGCGUACCGAAUUACACAGUACGUGACCCGCUUACUGCAAGAGACAGACCUAUUUCCUCCCGAGAAGAUCCCAGCCGAACUGAGAGACAACUACCUUCGUCUCGUGGCGCUCACCAUACAACUGGCGGAUGAUAAUCUAGGGCUGGCUGGAGCCAACGGCCUCUGGGUCAACUACAACGCCGAAGCCGAAGCUGAUGCGAUGACGUUCAUCUCUGAUGCGCAACCCUUUGUCACCCAGGAGCUAAAAUAUCUGUCAUCGGAGUGGUCUGACAAUGGCCUUCUACCAUGGGCUACGCAGCUGCUGAGCAACGUUGAGGCCACGACCUCACCACGAUCCUACUACACUGCUCGGGCAUACAGUGUGCUUAUUUCGGAUGCGAUCGAGAUGACAGGCUGGCGUAACGCGGCAACACCAUCUCUUCAGGAUGGGCUGAAAGCUGCUCGGAAAGAGAAAGCAAUCAUGCCCAUUCUCGCAUAUCUCAGCGCCUUCAAGGAGCCACUGGCAGCGGCAAAAGCCUGUGAGCGGAUGUGCAAUGAGCUCAUCGCCGAUCUCACUGGCGUAGACAUUGCGCAAAAGUCCGACGAGGCUCUUCGCCAACUUGUGCAACUGAACAGCGUGCUCGGCCAGGAGGGCAUAAUCGAAAGCAUUGCAAAACAACGACUCGUUUUCUUUGUCAAACACGUCGUCCCGUGGGUUCAAUCUGCUGAGGUCGGUCGGCCUAUCAGAGCUGAGCUAUGCCGCGCUUUGACUGUCCUGAUCCCCAUCAUGGGGGAUAUGUAUGGCGAGCACUGGUCCGAUCUACUAAGCUCCCUUUCCGCUUCUUGGGUGUCUACCAAUGGCCUCGACAAUGAGACUGGAGAGGACAGCUCUAUCCCAUUUGUCCAUGCAUCCCUAAAGCUUUACGCGCAGCUUCGAAGCCUGACGCAAAUCGAGGAGCCAAAUGAUGAUCUCAUUGACGCCUGGAAAGAGACGGAGCAAGCUGUCGCUGAUGGCCUCAUCAACCUGCUUAAGCAUUCUCAACACUUCCCCGACGAGUUUCAUCAGCCUCUCAAAAUGGUCAACGAUGUGCUUUCUCGACAAAUCGCAAAGGUCUCACUCAAAAACCUUGAAUCUACCGAGGAGCUGUUCCCUCUGCUAUAUGUGGAAUCGCAGCCUGUGCAGCAAACUGCGUUCAACAUCCUACACAAGCAAAUCCCCGAGGCCCAGGAACAGAUCUCGGUUGAUGCAGCCCUAGAGAAGACGACAGCACGUUUACCCGAGGAGUUAUUGUCGCUCAUCAUCGACGCGCCCACGGUUGCUGCACUUGCGGAAGCCAACUUCGAGCGUAACGUGCCGCUGCCGCUGCGAGGCUACCUGUUAAGCUGGCUACUUGUGUUCGAUCACCUUGAGCACGCAUCCUUCAAGGUGAAGAAUGACUAUGUCGAGCACAUCAAAGAGGGUGAAUACCUUCCGGGUCUACUGAACUUUACUUUUGACUUCCUUGGCCAUGCACACAACAAACCGGUGGACGUUUCGAAGCUCAACGUUACCACCUACGAGCCGGAUGUCGAGCCACCCAAACGCGACCUCCAAUGGCUAUUGACGCAUUUGUACUUCAUGUGUCUGCGGCAUGUACCGUCUUUGACGAAGGCCUGGUUCAUCGACUGCAAGUCUCGAGCAACAGUGGUGACGCUGGAGCCAUGGACCGAGAAAUUCAUUUCUCCACCCGUCAUCUCCGCCGCCCUCGAUUCGGUAACCACCUGGUCCGCCCAACAAGACGAUACCUCCCCCUUCACAGUCCGCGUCGCCCCGCGCGCCCGCGAAAUCACUGCCUCCUACCUCAUCGAUGAAGCCACCUGCAGCAUGCGCAUCUCCCUCCCACCUGCCUUCCCCCUCGCCAAUGCACGCAUUGACUCCCUCGCUCGCGUCGCCGUCAACGAAACCAAAUGGCAAUCCUGGCUGCGCACCUCUCUCGGCGCCAUCACCAUCUUCAACGGCAGCAUCAUCGACGCGCUGACUACGUUCAAGCGCAAUGUCGACGGCGCAAUGAAGGGGCAGGUUGAGUGUGCGAUUUGCUAUAGUGUGGUGGGCAGCGAUAAAAGACUUCCCGAGAAGAAGUGCGGGACGUGCAAGAAUCUGUUUCACGGUGGGUGUUUGUGGAAGUGGUUUAAGAGUAGUGGGAGUAGCAGUUGUCCGCUGUGUAGGAAUCCGUUUAAUUAUGGGGAGCAGAGGAACUAA
Messenger RNA from Parastagonospora nodorum SN15, 4749 nucleotides. RefSeq lists its product as hypothetical. Gene Ontology annotation, biological process: rescue of stalled cytosolic ribosome; ribosome-associated ubiquitin-dependent protein catabolic process. Gene Ontology annotation, molecular function: zinc ion binding; ubiquitin protein ligase activity; ribosomal large subunit binding. The record is from RefSeq and is a predicted model, not a curated record. Gene Ontology annotation, cellular component: cytosol; RQC complex. NCBI's taxonomy places the organism in Eukaryota, Fungi, Ascomycota, Dothideomycetes, Pleosporales, Phaeosphaeriaceae. The transcript has 4 exons. Bases 1 to 4749 code for a protein of 1582 amino acids.